Molecule: messenger RNA, 3344 nt
Organism: Plectropomus leopardus (leopard coralgrouper)
Lineage: Eukaryota; Metazoa; Chordata; Actinopteri; Perciformes; Serranidae
Gene: aasdh
Product: aminoadipate-semialdehyde dehydrogenase
Biological process (GO): amino acid activation for nonribosomal peptide biosynthetic process
Molecular function (GO): protein binding
Source: RefSeq, a predicted model, not a curated record
GAGGGUGGACUCUCAGUGUGAGCAGUAUGUCUGCUGCUGGGACUCUGCAGGAGUUUGUGUCCUCCGCUGCGUCUCUGCACGCAGACCGAGCAGCUGUGACGUUUGACAGCGGCGCAGAGACACACAGCCCGGUGUCCCUGCUGUACAGAGACCUGGUCCAACUGUCCACUGAGCUGUCUCAUAUUAUACGGACAAACUGCUCUCCUAAUAACGGCCUGAUCGGGCUGUACUGCUGCGAUGAUUUGUUCAUACCUGUGUGGAUCCUGGGGAUCCUGCAGUCCUCUGCUGCAUAUGUCCCUCUGGACCCUGAAGCUCCAGGUCUCCUCUCUGCCAGAGUCAUGAACCAGUGUGGCCUCAAGUACUGUGCUGUGAAGACUGACACCCUGCAGCGAUUCCAGGCAGCUCUCGUCAAACACGUAUCAGUGGAGGUGUGUGUGGUGUUGCCCAAGUUCAAACUAACGCUGAUAAAAAUCCAGCUGCUGCCCGUCGCUGAGCACCAGCGAGCACCAGAGCAGACCGGAGCUCAGACAGCAGAUGGUGCUGGUCUCCGCUCUGAUGCAGCUGAGGGGUUAAAGGAUGCUGGGCAUAAAGACUUGGCGUAUGUGCUGCACACAUCUGGAACAACCGGCCUCCCGAAGAUCGUGAGGGUGCCGCACAAGUGUAUAAUCCCCAACAUACUGCAUCUGAGAUCUUUGUUUCAGAUGCGUGCAGACGAUGUGGUUUUCCUCGCCUCGCCUUUAACGUUUGACCCCUCUGUGGUGGAUAUUUUCCUGGCGUUAUCAUCCGGGGCUCAGCUCCUCAUCGUCCCCGCUGUGAUCAAGAAAAUUCCCAGUCGACUCUCUCGACUGCUGUUCGAGGAUCACAAGACGACUGUCCUGCAGGUCACACCGACACUGCUCAGCCGCUUCAGACACCGUACUCUAAAAGAGGAAGUGUUGUCGCGUGGCUCUUCGUUGCGGUUGUUGGCUCUGGGGGGAGAGGCCUGCCCCUCGCCGGCUCUGCUGAGGAGCUGGAAGCAUGAGGACAACAAAACCCAAAUCUACAAUAUUUACGGUAUUACUGAGGUGUCCUGCUGGGCCUGUUCAUACAGAAUACCAGAGUCUCUGCUGCAGCUCAGCAGCCCCACACCGUCCCCUGUGCCUCUUGGGACUCCUCUGAUGGACACAGUGGUGGAAGUAAGAGAUGAACAUGGCCGCAUUGUUACAGAGGGCGAAGGUCAGGUGUUCAUAGGUGGAAAGGACAGAGUGUGUCUCCUGGAUGAUGAGGACAGUGUCAUCCCUGGGACAAUGAGAGCUACUGGAGACUGGGUGAACGUUAAAGACACACAGCUGUACUACCUGGGACGCAGAGACAGGCUGAUUAAAUGCCACGGAAAACGAGUCAACUUGGACAGCUUACAGCAACUCAUUCAGAGUCUGCCUCAGGUGCAGGCCUGUGCUGUGGGUCUGUAUGAAACCUCACGACUGCUCGCCUUUGUCGUGGUGCCCACAUCUGGAGACCACAAAGCAGCUUCGCCUCUCACAUCUGCGAAGCAGCAUGUGAAACAAACAGCCUCUGCCGGCCAUCGUGAAAACCCGCCCUCUGCUGUGCAGCACCGCCAGGAGGAGACGGGCGGCACAGAUGGAGAUCUGAGCAGACUCAUCCUGAACCAGCUGUCUCUACUGCUGCCUUCUUACAGCGUUCCCGACACGCUGCUGCUGGUCCCGGCCUUGUGUCUGACUCCUCAUGGAAAAGUAGACAUGGAGGCACUUAUGAAAAUAUACCAAAGACAGAGACAGCGUUUAGAGUCUUCACAGGGAGAUUUCACUAAACUGAAGCAAACUCUGCAGACCAUGUGGCAGAAAACUCUCGGUCUUCCUGAAGAUGUGUCCAGCGAGGAAUCCAACUUCCUGUUGAGUGGAGGAGAUUCUCUGAAGGCUCUACACCUGUGUGAAGACGUCCUCACUGCUGUUGGAGCGACCUCACAGGAGCUUCUGGAGGUCAUACUUGACGGGACCUUCUCCGAGGUUUUGCGCCAUGUUGUGAGCGUCACACUGACUCUGCCACUUGAGAACAGCCAGUCUGAGGCCAAAAAAAGGCACACUGACACUCCCUCUGUGGUGGCAGCAAAGAGAGAACGCACAGCAGCAGAGAGGCUGCAGGGGGAGAAAUGCACCUUCAAAGUUAUAAGACGAGCAGGUGAGGUGAUAGAAAUCAGAAAUCCAAACACAAAUGGAAACUUCAAGGAUGAUGCACUCGGUGAAAAGGACUCCAGUAAGAAGCUGGGAGGUGACGACCUGAGCCUCAGUCUGAGCUGGUCCUCAGAUACAGGCAGAUGUGUGGACGCCUCACCAGUGAUUCUAGUAAAACACAGAACAGAUCUGAGGUCAGAUGAGGGUGAAACAACAGUGUUCAUCGGCUCCCACUCUCACAGGAUCCAGGCUUUAAACCACACAGGGAGCCUUCUGUGGGAGCGAGUCCUCGGGGACAGAAUUGAAGCCUCGGCUGCAGUGUCUCGCUGCGGGAGCCUCGUGAUCAUAGGUUGCUACAACGGCUGUGUGUAUUUCCUGUGUGCCACAUCUGGAGAGACACGGUGGAUGUUUGAGACAGGAGACGCUGUGAAGAGCUGUCCUGCUGUGGAUCCCCUCACAGGUCUGGUGAUAGUGGGCUCACAUGAUGGACACGUUUACGCCCUGGACCCAAAGGUUAAGCAGUGUGUAUGGAGGCGUCACUGUGGGGGUGGAGCUGUGUUUUCCUCCCCAUACCUCCACAACUCACUCAGACGGCUGUACGCUGCAUCACUUGGAGGUCACCUACUCUGUCUUAACCCUGACAGCGGAGAGGUCCUGUGGUCGUACCGUAGAGAGACCCCGCUCUUCUCAUCACCAAACGCCUCCUCUGGUCAGGUGGUGAUCGGCUCAGUGGACGGAAACAUCUACUGCUUCAGCAACACAGGGACACUGGUCUGGAAGUUUUUAACAAAAGGACCCGUCUUCUCCUCUCCAUGCGUCACACCAGACCAGCAGAGGGUUCUGUGUGGAUCACAUGACGGCUGCCUGUACUGCUUGAACUGCACCGACGGCUCUUUGGUUUGGAUUUUCCAGACCACAGGAAAGGUGUACUGCACUCCGUGUGUGUUUGACAGCUCUGUCGUGGGCAGGAAGGGGAUUCUGGUGGCUGUUGCCUCCACAGACGGGACUUUGUGGAUAUUAGAUGGAGAAGACGGGCGAAGGCUGGCCUCGUUCUCUCUACCUGGGGAGUUGUUUUCAUCCCCAGUGGUGUAUGGACACUUUCUUGUUGUCGGGUGCCGCAACGACUAUGUGUAUUGUUUAAAUCUGACUGUCUAAGAGGAAGCAGUAGAAUGA